AUGCCUCCUACUGGCCGCAGUCUUCGCAACAUGAUGCGUGGCAGCUCGUCGUCUGAGAGUUCAGGAAUGUCUGACGAGAAUGAAAUUCAGAUGCAAGGCUGGAUGCGAAAGCAGAAAGAGACACUGCGGUCAUGGGCGCGGCGAUACUUUACGCUUAAUGGAAAGGUGCUCACCUAUUUUGAUAGUGAAGACACAAGUCGUGGCGCACGUGGUGUGAUCGAGUUUGUUGACGUGACAGCUCUUACAACCGAAAAGAAUGGACUAUCACUUCAUUUGGUGAAUGGUAAAGAAGUUCGGCUUAUUGCCGACACACACGUGGCUUUUGCAGCCUGGCUUGCUGUACUUUCGGCUGCUGUUAAAAGACCACGUACUAGUCAAAAUCGAACUAGCAAAGAAGGAUGGGCCCAUUGUCUUACUGACGACGAUGUUUGGACACGAUUUUUCGUUGUAAUCAAACAUGAUAGCUUUAGUUGCUACGAAUCCGAAGAUGACGAUGCUGAACUUGCGCUUUCUGGACUCAUUCGCGCUGUUGAUGAGUGGAAUGGCAAACGUUUUGGUGUUGUCUGUUCUCUAAAUCGUGGUCGUACCAUCAAAUUGUGUUUUGACUCUGCUGAAGAGAAAAUGUCAUGGUUUCUUACGCUUGAGCUUUCUGUCUCGUACGGAGCUGCACGAAUGAAGAAAGAAGCGUCAGUUAAGAACAGCAAUAGUGACCAUAACCCUGCACUACGUGCUGAAGCAUCCAAGUCCGACCUUGCCAAUGCUGCUGCAGAUGAUGGCUUAAAGCUACAGUCAAAGAUUGCAUCCCACAGUGACGUUCCACCUCCAGUUUGCAAAGGUCCAAAUCUUACAAAAGUCAUAAGGGAACGACAGGACCUACUUUUCCGAAAGAGUGCAAAUCAAAUCAUCAUAACACAGCCUCUCACUAAAUGGUGUCAGGGCGCGACUGCGGUGGAUUGCUGUGCAAAUCGCACAACAGAAGCUAUGAUUUAA
Plasmopara halstedii is the source of this 990-nucleotide messenger RNA. RefSeq lists its product as hypothetical. Lineage: Eukaryota; Oomycota; Peronosporomycetes; Peronosporales; Peronosporaceae. The transcript has 4 exons. The record is from RefSeq and is a predicted model, not a curated record. The coding region runs from base 1 to 990 and encodes 329 amino acids.